Molecule: messenger RNA, 1469 nt
Organism: Lolium perenne
Lineage: Eukaryota; Viridiplantae; Streptophyta; Magnoliopsida; Poales; Poaceae
Product: auxin-responsive protein SAUR40-like
Biological process (GO): response to auxin
Source: RefSeq, a predicted model, not a curated record
UGGGUUACAAUUGAGAUUUAUCCAGUUGCACAUGAGGUUGCAUGUAGGAAAAACAUCCACUUCGUGAUUCGUGUUAGUCAUGAGUUGCAACUCAUAAAAAUAACCGGACCGUUGUAUUGCUUCGUGCUAGUCAUGAAGAUGGUUGCCAGAUAUUGUGGAACUCCUCUUCCUCCUGGUCACCCAGAUAUGCUGGCCGGCAAGGCAAUGCCCCCUCGUCAGCAUCAGGUCUACGCACCAUGUCACACCACUGCGUCUUCAGCUAGGCUAUCUUCAUACAGUACCUAGCUAGCUUACUGUGCAUAGCUCGCAUACUUAUAUACACACGCGUGCAUGCAUUAGCUCGAUCCAUCCAUCCGUCAUAACCCGACCGUCCGGCAUCAAUCUUGGUAGCCCUCCCUGCUAACUAAUUUGAGCCCCGCGACAUGGCAGCCGCAACGGAGAAGGGCGGGAGGAGGAAGAGCCUGGCGUCGAGGACGCUGGAGCGGUGCAGGUCCGGGCUCACGAGCGCCGCCGGGAAGCCGUCCACGGUGGCGGGGUGCUUCUCGGUGUACGUGGGGCCGGAGCGGGAGCGGUUCGUGGUGCGCGCCGACCGGGCCAACCACCCACUCUUCCGGCGCCUCCUCGACGACGCCGAGCGCGAGUACGGCUACGCGGCGCAGGGUCCCCUCGCGCUGCCCUGCGCCGUCGACGCCUUCCUCGACGUCCUCUGGCACAUGAACCACGACAGCGACGACGGCGAUAGCGUGGUUGCACCGACGUCUCCGAUCUGCGGCCUCCAGCGCGGCGGCGGCGGAGGCAACAAGGGCCGGGCGGCGGGGCACCGGGUGCUCAGCACGGCCAAGUCGUCGCCGGCCUCCUUCUUCCUCUCGUCCAAGGCUUCUCUGACGACGAUGACGGAUGGCAAGAGGAGGUGAUCGAGCGAGCUGCUAGUAUCUGCGCGUGGUGCGUCGACCAGUACGUAAUCUUCAUGUACUUAGUCUCUCUCACGCAUUCACGCAUACAGCUUAGCUGAUUUAGGUUGAUAGUAUGAGUCAAGAGAGGAAUAUGCAUCAACGCAUGCAUGCAAGCGUGCGGGUGCUAGUGGAAUCAUUUUCGCAAAAAGCAAAGGAAAUACUCCGUAGAAAUAGGCAUACUUCUUUUUAUACAAAUGUAAAAUACUCAGUACAUGUUUUUAUCAUGGAGCAGAGAUCAAGCAAGUAACUACAAAGUCUACAGAUAGUUGUGGACGGCCUAUAUAUAUAUGGGACUGCUCAUAUAUCAUGCCACCAGUCCUGCAUGCCACUGUUGACCGGCUCCUGGCUUUUUGGACCUCCAGACACCCUACAACGUAUAAAGUUCCCACCCGGGAAGCACCCCCGGUGCACCCAUGAGUUUAGAUGUACAUAAAUGUUUUUAAAAAAUGUGAAAUAAAUUUACAACAUUGAUGCUACAUGUAUCUAUCAUGUCAUAAAAUUUAAGAACUAAAUCCA